Molecule: messenger RNA, 1435 nt
Organism: Falco peregrinus (peregrine falcon)
Lineage: Eukaryota; Metazoa; Chordata; Aves; Falconiformes; Falconidae
Gene: TMBIM4
Product: transmembrane BAX inhibitor motif containing 4
Exons: 7
Coding region: 57-773 (238 amino acids)
Biological process (GO): negative regulation of apoptotic process
Cellular component (GO): membrane
Source: RefSeq, a predicted model, not a curated record
CCGCUGCCUCUGCCUGAAGCGGGGUGAUUGUCGCUGUUGCCGGGGAAGUGGCGGCGAUGGCGGCGGCGGAGCAGCUCUACCCGCGGAGCUCCAUCGAAGAUGACUUCAACUAUGGCAGCAACGUGGCCUCGGCCAGCGUCCACAUCCGCAUGGCUUUUCUACGGAAAGUCUACAGCAUACUUUCCAUUCAAGUUCUUUUGACCACCGUCACAUCUGCAAUUUUUCUGUACUGUACUGGAGUGCAGGCAUUUGUUCAUGAAAGGCCUGCCUUGCUUUUGGUAUCUGGGUUUGGAUCUUUGGCUAUAAUCGUGGCACUGACACUCUACAGACACCAGCAUCCUAUUAAUUUAUACCUACUUUUUGGAUUUACCCUACUGGAAGCACUGACAGUUGCCAUUACAGUGAGUUUCUAUGAGGUGUCUGUUGUCUUGCAAGCCUUUGUUCUUACUACUGCUGUAUUUCUUGGACUGACUGCAUAUACCUUGCAGUCAAAGAAAGACUUCAGCAAAUUUGGAGCGGGCCUCUUCGCUUGUUUGUGGAUUUUGAUCUUCUCGGGUUUCUUGAGGCUGUUUUUCUAUAGUGAGACAAUAGAGUUGGUGUUUGCUGCUGCUGGAGCUCUUCUGUUCUGUGGAUUUAUUAUUUAUGACACUCAUUUGCUGAUGCACAAGUUAUCCCCUGAAGAGUAUAUACUGGCUGCAAUCAAUCUCUACUUGGAUAUCAUCAAUCUGUUCUUACACCUGCUGCGUUUACUGGAGGCAUUUAAUAAAAAAUAAUCAAAAGGAGUGAGGUUUGACUAUAGUGCAUAUAACGUUAAGCAUCUGGAUGAUCUGCAGACUUAGUUCUGUCUUCUAGAAACUGAAUCUUUAUUACUUUUUCAUUCCAUGAAUAUUGAUCCCUCCUUAGGAAAAAAAAAAAAGGCUUUUUUAUGUAGCUAAGGUUCUUCUCUGGAAUAUAUAUUUUAUGUAGUUUACAUGCUGUUGUCAUUUCAGUCACUUUUUUGAUCACUGAAUUUGCCCUUGACAUUAAUUCACCAUUAAAACGUUUGCCAACUUCUGAUUGCUCCAGCAUGAGCCUCUCUCCACUAUUCUGUAGCUGCUGGGAACGUUUCCUUUGGGAUUACACGUGUGUGUGUGCUGCAUUAAGGGUAGCCUGGGUUUAUCAUUGUGCAAUGUUUUACUAAGUUAAAUUUAUUCUAGUUUUUGUUUGGUAAAAUGGAACGCUGUCUCUAACAGAGAUGCUCUUGUUCUUGUUAGUGGCUGUCAGAUCAUUAUGUAAGUUGGGAAGGUGUUAAAACAAUCAAAGGGAAUGUGCUUCAUUGAAGUAUUUACUGCCGGUUUCAGUGUUACGAGAAAUCAUUUGGAGAUGGACUCUGGCAUUUUAUCAACUUGUGUGUGUUAAGGUUAACUGUCUGUCAAUAAAACUUGGAAAACCUCUA